Phalaenopsis equestris is the source of this 1393-nucleotide messenger RNA. RefSeq names its product cyclin-dependent kinase B1-1-like. Lineage: Eukaryota; Viridiplantae; Streptophyta; Magnoliopsida; Asparagales; Orchidaceae. Gene Ontology annotation, molecular function: cyclin binding; cyclin-dependent protein serine/threonine kinase activity; ATP binding. The record is from RefSeq and is a predicted model, not a curated record. Gene Ontology annotation, biological process: regulation of gene expression; regulation of G2/M transition of mitotic cell cycle; signal transduction. Gene Ontology annotation, cellular component: cyclin-dependent protein kinase holoenzyme complex; cytoplasm; nucleus.
UGGGCUUCACCAGCCUAUGGGCCCAGGCUUCAUUUAUGAAAUAAAUAAACAAAUAAUAACGGUCGAUUUCUAAUAUUAUCUUCUACCGGUUUCCCUCUUCGCAACAAUUUGAAAAAACUAGGGUUCAUCCUCUGAGAACGAGGUACCGAGAGCGAGCUAGAUGGAGAAGUACGAUAAGCUGGAGAAGGUCGGCGAAGGAACCUACGGUAAAGUUUACAAGGCUCAGGACAAGACCACGGGGCAGCUGGUGGCUCUCAAGAAGACGCGGCUUGAAAUGGACGAAGAAGGAAUCCCGCCGACCACUCUCCGCGAGAUCUCCCUUCUGCAAAUGCUCUCUCAAAGCAUUUACGUUGUCCGAUUGUUGCGCGUGGAGCAUGUUGAGAAGAAUGGGAAGAGGCUUCUUUACCUCGUGUUUGAGUAUCUGGACACCGAUCUAAAGAAGUACAUUGAUUCUUACAAGAGGGCCGAGGGCCAAAUCCUAAGCCGCUUUCCAUCUCGAGUGAUUCAGAGUUUCUUGUAUCAGUUGUGCAAAGGUGUUGACCACUGCCACAGCCAUGGAGUGCUGCACAGAGACUUGAAGCCUCAGAAUCUUCUGGUUGACAAAGAGAAGGGCAUCUUGAAGGUUGCAGAUCUGGGAUUAGGAAGAGCAUUCACCAUUCCUCUAAAGAGCUACACGCACGAGAUUGUUACACUUUGGUAUAGAGCUCCUGAAGUUCUGCUUGGAUCGACACACUACUCGAUCGGAGUGGAUAUGUGGUCAGUUGGGUGCAUUUUUGCCGAAAUGGUUAGGAGACAACCUUUAUUUGCUGGUGAUUCAGAGUUACAGCAAUUGCUUCAUAUUUUCAGGUUUCUUGGGACUCCUGAUGAAGAGAAGUGGCCUGGAGUCUCUUCUUUGCGAGACUGGCACGACUAUCCACAGUGGAAGCCCCAGAGCAUGGCUAAUGCUCUCCCCUUAUUGGAACCUGAAGGAAUUGACCUUCUAUCGAAAAUGCUAGAGUAUAAUCCGUCAAAUCGAAUUUCUGCAAAGGAAGCAAUGGAACAUCCUUACUUCGACAACCUUGACAAGUCACAGUUCUAACUUGUAACUGAGUUUUCUGGACAGUCUGUGUGUGUGUGGUCUCUUGCUGCUAUUUUCAUUGCAGUAGCAGCUGACAUUUAUUAACAAGUAUAGAAACUCUACUGCGUCUAGAGUUCUUUAGCAGUCAUGGCUUAUUGUUGGUGUUUGUACCACCAGACCUAGAAAAUGAAUAAACACUAAAAGAAAGCUUAUCUCAAUAUGCGUUUGAUUGCGAGGAUAAAGACUGAUAGCAAUUUAAUAUUGAGUUAAUCUGAACCCAACUCAAGAUGGAUCCUGAAUCAUUCAAUUUAGCCUCAAUUUGUACUAUUUAGUUAU